AUGAAUUUUCGUUUCAUUUCUUUAUGCCUCACAUCAAUAUUUUUAACUCUUCCCAUCGUUGCUGGUGCUUCCAGUUGCACCGACUUCACGCUUACAGUUGACGCGUCCACGCAUACCCACGGACUCGGUUUACCCAACUUUUUACCUCGAUACCCCAACUUCGUCAACGGCCUUUUCAAUGAAGCGUUCAGUUUUAUCGGUCGUGUAUGGCCUUUUACUGUAGUAGAGGGAUCAUACAGCAUAAGUGCGACACUUUGCGAGCCCGAAAAAUACAACAACGCAAAUGCCAUUCAAAUUUUGUCCCACGGCGCUACUUAUAACAAAUUUUAUUGGUCUGGAAUCGGUUUACCGGAGGAGCAAGCGAAGCGAUAUGACUGGACUCGAGUUGCCACAAGUGAAGGUUAUGCGACUCUUGCGAUCGAUCGCCUAGGCGCGGGAAACUCGAGCCAUUCCAGCCCCCUCCUCGAAUCCCAUGUCAACCUCGAGGCUGAGAUUUUCCACCAAAUAGUGUUGAAGCUCCGAAGAGGAGAAAUUGGCCGCAAAAGAUUUUCAACCAUUGUUUAUGUCGGUCACUCUCUUGGGUCUCUCAUUGGGGUCAGAUCGACACAGUUAUACCCCCAAGAUUAUGAUGCUCUCGUCUUGACGGGUUGGAGCGCCAAUUUCAUGGUGGGCAUACCAAAGAUUAUCGCAGCUGGUCUUCGGUCAGCUCGGUAUGUAAUUCCCGAUCGAUUUGGAGACCGAAGCCUCUUCUGGGUUGCUCUCAGCCUUCCUGAAUACAUUCGAAAGGCCUUCUAUGGGCUCAGCGGAUCUUUUGAUCCAGAAGUCGUCGAGUGGGACUUUAACCACCGAGACGUUUGCGCAGGAGGCGAGCUAGUCAGCAUGAUGACCGGACUCACUGAAACGGCUUACACAGGUCCUACCCACCUCAUCAUUGGUGAGGCUGAUUCGAUAUUUUGUGGUUGGAGUGGAAAAUGUAGCCGAGGGCCUGAUAGUCCACCUGGGAAUGCACGACGACUCUUUCCCAAAGCUCAAAGCUUUACUUACGACAUCAUUCCUGACUUGGGUCACUGCUUGAAUCUACAUUAUGAUGCCGAUAAAGCAUUUUUGUCCGCUCAUGAAUUUCUCCGUCGCAGUGUUGAACGCAAAGACGGCCAGUCUGGUCAAUGUUCCACCUUUGAUUCGAUCGCUCUAUGUCAGUUGUGA
Molecule: messenger RNA, 1203 nt
Organism: Penicillium angulare
Lineage: Eukaryota; Fungi; Ascomycota; Eurotiomycetes; Eurotiales; Aspergillaceae
Product: alpha/beta hydrolase
Exons: 1
Coding region: 1-1203 (400 amino acids)
Source: RefSeq, a predicted model, not a curated record